Molecule: messenger RNA, 1267 nt
Organism: Leptinotarsa decemlineata (Colorado potato beetle)
Lineage: Eukaryota; Metazoa; Arthropoda; Insecta; Coleoptera; Chrysomelidae
Product: E3 ubiquitin-protein ligase SIAH1A
Biological process (GO): proteasome-mediated ubiquitin-dependent protein catabolic process; multicellular organism development
Cellular component (GO): cytoplasm
Molecular function (GO): ubiquitin protein ligase activity; zinc ion binding; ubiquitin conjugating enzyme binding
Source: RefSeq, a predicted model, not a curated record
UAUCAAGACUAGAGUUGUCUAUUGAGUGGAACAAAGAUAAAUAAAUUAGAAAUAUAUAAACAUAGAUGUUAUGAAUAUUUACAUUUUCUAAUAUAACAUGUAUUAUCGUUAAUGCAAACAAUAAGAUUUGUAGGUUUUAUUUGUCAAACUGUACCAAGAUUGGAUUCCUAUUGGAGAUUGAUCAUCACAAAGCGGAUGAACUGAAGAUCUGAGUGAUUCCCAGAGGCUUCUAGAGAAGAAGAUAAUUUCUCAAAAUGUCUGUUAAAAACCAACAAGCAGAUAAAUUGAUGCUGUGUCCCAUUUGUGUGGAAACAAUGACUUCUCCCAUAAUUCAGUGUCAGAGGGGACAUAGCAUGUGUGGUGAAUGCAUAAAAUCUUCCGGAAUUACCAUGUGCCCUUGUUGUAGAGGACCUAUAUCGAAUACAAGAAAUUAUCAGUUGGAGCAGCUAAUUGAAGGCAUCAAGGAUGUCCUCAAGUUGAAAUGCUGCUAUGCAGAUAAGGGCUGCAAGUAUAUCAUAUCAACCCAGGAGAAAGAAGCCCACGAGCUAGAGUGCAGGUUCAGAAAAUACUAUUGCGAAGGAAAGAAAUUUGCCAAGUGGAAAUGCAACUGGGCAGGAGAAUAUUCUGAGAUAUAUAAUCAUUUUAAAGACGCCCACAACCCACAAACUUUUAUGCAGUAUAGCACCGAAGCUAAUAUGAAGAUUGAUUUGACCAGGGAUUUCUAUGACUUGCAGAUCAUCUCAUUUUUCAACGGCCAGAAUUACUUUUUUUAUAAGCACAAAAUUGACACUGCUAAACAAAAGGCUUACUGGACUUUUCAGAUGAUUGGAUUGCUUGAUCAAGCUCUGCAUUAUUUCUAUGAAUUUGAAAUCCACAGUGGCCCUGUACGUCAGUAUAAAGUAAUCGAGUUAUGUCAAAAUGACACUGCCGACACAGAAGCCAUCUUCAAUCAAGAGAAAUGCGUUGUAAUUACAUUUUCAACACUUAAAAACUACUUGAACGGAGAUGGAGAACUACCCUUCAAGUUCAGAAUUAAGUCGAUCAAGAAAUCAACAGAUACUACUCCUAAGAAGCCUAUCAAAUGCCAUGGUCCAAGGAGAUGAGAAUUGGGAAUCGGCAUUUUGUUUUUAUCUUAUGAAGUUGCUUAUAAAUAACAUUAGAUUUCAAUGAAUGUGAUUUCAGUUAUACAUUUCGAAUUAUGAAUUUUCAGUCGAGUUGCUUAUAUGAUAUAUUAUUCAUUAAAUAAGAUACCUUAUAGUAAUAAUAA